Myripristis murdjan (pinecone soldierfish) is the source of this 2707-nucleotide messenger RNA. It is a transcript of the gene mapkapk2a, whose product is annotated as MAPK activated protein kinase 2a. The coding region runs from base 506 to 1612 and encodes 368 amino acids. The transcript has 10 exons. The record is from RefSeq and is a predicted model, not a curated record. Gene Ontology annotation, molecular function: ATP binding; protein kinase activity. NCBI's taxonomy places the organism in Eukaryota, Metazoa, Chordata, Actinopteri, Holocentriformes, Holocentridae. Gene Ontology annotation, biological process: protein phosphorylation.
CCGGCUUAGGGACUGGCCGUCGGAAAGUGAAGUGUUUGGCGUGCUUCUGGCGUCAGAGUUUCUAUCUGUUGUCUGUGUUUCUCUUAAUGUUUUUUGUCGUUUUCAGCCCCACUCUCUGAGUUUUACGUUAUUUUUUAAAGGUCGGCGCUUUAUGUGCUUUAUGGAAUGCUUCACAAAACUUCUGUAAAUGCUCUUUGAGGAACUGGUGGACGACAGACACCCCCGGAGAUGGAUAAGCUAACCGAUAGCUGAAUUGCUAGCCGAAAAAUCACAGGUCAAGAAUAGGCUCGACCUAGCAUGCUAACAGCUUGCUAACUUAGCGCAUUAUCCAACCUGCUUGGAAACUUUACGAAAGUGAGACGUCGGUUAGUCGCUGGACCUUGUCGCUAACGUUACAUGUUGAACAACUUGUCAGAUUCCAGCCAAGCUAGGAAGAGGAGUCGGUAUUAAUUAUAAGUAACAAGUGGAGGAGUGUUGUUGAGAGGUGGCGGUUCAUCUCUCAGUCAUGUUGUCCAACGCGCAGAACCCAGCGGGGCAGUUUGCCCCCCUCCAUGUCAGAAGCAGCCUACAGAUCAAGAAAAACGCCAUAACAGACGAUUACAAGGUCACCAGUCAGGUGCUGGGUCUGGGCAUCAAUGGCAAGGUGCUGGAGAUCUACCAGAAGAAGACGGGAGACAAGUAUGCGCUCAAGAUGCUGCAGGACUGUUCCAAGGCCCGUAGGGAAGUGGAGCUCCAUUGGAGGGCGUCACCUUGUGGCAAAAUUGUGCGCAUCAUUGAUGUCUAUGAGAACCUGUAUCAGGGCCGGAAGUGUCUGCUUAUUGUCAUGGAGCGUAUGGAUGGAGGAGAACUGUUCAGUCAAAUCCAGGACAGAGGAGACCAGGCCUUCACAGAGAGAGAGGCAUCUGAAAUCAUGCGGAGCAUAGGAGAGGCCAUCCAGUUCCUGCAUGCAGUCAACAUUGCACACAGAGAUGUCAAGCCAGAGAAUCUACUGUAUUCCUCUAAGAAGCUAAGUGCACAGCUGAAACUCACAGACUUUGGCUUUGCCAAGGAGACCACCUCACAUAACUCUUUAGCCACUCCUUGUUAUACACCCUACUAUGUGGCUCCAGAGGUUCUCGGUCCAGAGAAAUACGACAAGUCAUGUGACAUGUGGUCAUUGGGUGUCAUUAUGUAUAUCCUGUUAUGUGGGUACCCUCCAUUUUAUUCCAACCAUGGCCUCGCCAUCUCUCCUGGAAUGAAGAGAAGAAUCAGGAUGGGCCAAUAUGAGUUUCCAAACCCUGAAUGGUCUGAUGUAUCAGAGGAAGCUAAACAACUGAUUAGGACUCUCCUUAAGACUGAGCCGACACAGAGGAUGACCAUCACAGAGUUCAUGAAUCAUCCAUGGAUCAAUCAGUCAAUGGAGGUUCCGCAGACCCCGCUCCACACUAGUCGUGUGCUGAAGGAGGAGAAGGACACAUGGGAGGAGGUCAAGGGGGAAAUGACCAGUGCCUUGGCAACAAUGAGGGUUGAUUACGAGCAAAUCAAGAUCAAGAACAUUGAGGAUUCGACCAAUCCACUGCUAAUGAAGAGGAGGAAGAAAGCAAUGGCGGGCACACAGCCUCCUGCCCACUGAAAAAUGCACGCAUGCACACACAUACACACACACAGGUUGUGAAAAGGAAGCAAUAAUUGUCGACAAAUGGGAGUCGCGUUGCAUGGAUAUUCUCAGUGUUUUAUUUUUAAUGACAAGUUCUAAUGUUUUGUAGGAGUUCUUGUUUUUAUUACUCAACCAUUUUAAUGAACCCACCACUCUGCUGUGACAGAGAGGAUGUUAAUCUGUGUUUUUACACCAGUCCAGAGAUUAUGAAUUAUACGAAAGGAGAGGAGAGAAACAUCAAGAUCUCUCUCCUCUCCUUUCCCACAUAUCAGGUCAUAGUCAGAGGGGCUUGAAUGUUGGAUUAGAACAUGAAGCCUUAGAAUUAGCAGUACUUCUCUUCCACCCUUCAGCCCCGUUCAAGCCCCUAAACCUGUGAAUGUUAAAUUAAAUGGCUAAAUCCCAAAUAUAAAGCAAGGGAAAGAUGUUUCUAUUUCAUACAUGCAAAGUAAGCAAAUGUAUUUUUUGAACUGACAAGUGGAAUGUAAGGACUCUGUCCCUGACUGUUGGAGUUAGCUGGAAAUAGAUAUUAAUAUCAAUACUUUCUGUGCCAGGGACUGGUAUUGUCUGUCAGAUUCAGUUUGUCUCCAGUGAAUGUUAACCAGAGGGCUAUGCACUCUCACAAUGGCCAUGUCCCAUCCUCACCCAUGGCCCCUCUCUCCUACCUUAAUCCACAUAGCAUGGUUCAGGUGCAACAUUUUAGAGCAGAGAAUAAAGCAGUGUUUCAAAUUGAACCUGGCAAAUCUUUCUCCUGCACAUAGCUCACAGGAGAGUAGGAGCUGUACAGAUACUGUAUUUUUUUUUGGGGGGGGGGGGGACUUUACAAGCAUGUUAGCGCAGGCCUUAUUCAUUGUUGCUGUGAUGUAAAGCAACAAAGGACUUUUAACCCCCACCCUUUGGUUCAGAUUUUUACCAAUGUCGUGCUUUAGAAUUUGUAACAUUGCCACAUUUCGUCUCAGAUUAAUCCUAUGCAGAUGUGUUUGUCAGUUUCAGUUUCUUUUAGGACCCUGUUUUUGUAAUGUUUUGAUUUUCUGUUUGCAGAUGUUGUGUUGGAGAGUUGUUUAGCAACAAUAG